This is a messenger RNA of Schistosoma mattheei, 1368 nucleotides long. The record is from the annotation of a GenBank genome assembly. NCBI's taxonomy places the organism in Eukaryota, Metazoa, Platyhelminthes, Trematoda, Strigeidida, Schistosomatidae.
AUGUUCAGUACGGGGCGGUCACUUUCUCGUUCUAAAUACAGAAAACCUGUGCUCACUCUUUGUGUACGUUGUAAUCUACUUCAAAAACACACUGAAGCGUCGAAAGAAACAAUAAAUGAGUCGUCUUUUCUGACUAAAGUAACCCAGGAAAUACAAAAAUACGAAGAUGCGGUUUUAAUCGUUAUUGCCGAUGUGGUUAAUCUUCCGCAUUCUUUGAUUCCGGAAUUACAUACAGAAUUAAAGGGCAAAAGGUAUGUGCUCGUUGGUAACAAAGCUGACCAGUUACCAGGUGAUGGACCGCAUUUCAUAGAGAGGUGGUGCUCAGCGUUGUUGGAAGCAGCGAUUUCGAGGAGCAAAAUACCAGAAGAGAAUAUUAAUCACAUCUCCAUCAUUAGUGCAUUGACUGGUUAUGGUAUACCAGAACUAAUCGACUUCCUGUUAUCUAAACGUUUUCAUUGUAAAAGUCCAAUAUAUUUGAUAGGUUCUACAAAUGUCGGAAAGUCUAGUUUAUUCAAUCGUUUAUUAUUGUCAGAUUUAUGUAAAUCAGAAGCCAAAGAAUCUAUUCAUCGAGCUACAAUAUCUUCGUGGCCAGGUACUACAAUGGGCCUCUUAAGUUUUCCAUUAACCUUAAUGAAUUCAGCUAAACGUGGUCAGCGUAUACAAUCACGUUAUGAACAAUCAUAUCAAAAGACUAUACAAAAUAGAGAAUGCAGUUCAUCACAUGGUUUCCGAUAUUUGAAACCAAAAGAAAUUGUUCCUGGUAUUUGUGACAAACGGUCGGCAAACUAUUAUGCAGCAAAAAAGGCUCGUGAAACGCUGCCGGAUUUGUCUACUAUGCCAACAUACACAUGGAAACCUAAUGAAAAUUCAAAUUCCAACAAAUCUGGGAUUUGUGUUGGUAGUGAGUUCGGAUUAGAACAGUUGGCUUCUGAGUUAUUUCCUGGAGAUAUUUUCAUUGACAAAGCUUCUUGGGAUGGAGAUCAAAGUACUCGAUUGCUAACAAAUAUAUUGAAUCCAAGAUAUUUUAAUGAUCAUGCAUGGUGUUAUGAUACUCCAGGUGUUUUUGUAAAGACCAGCUUAUCAUUUCACUGAAUUCGAUCAGUCACAUUUGGUAUACUGAUUCCCUAAUAUUAAACGCAGUUACAAGUAUGUUUUCGGGAAGUGACUAACAGCAAGAUUUGGAAUGGGGGGAAUUUCGUUCUGUGUGGGUUAUUUUACCCACUAAACAAGCUAUUGUCUGUCUGGAUUCAAUAGCUUAAUAGAUAGUGAGUUACAGUUUGAAAUUAUUAGCAGUGGGUUAAUGAUCAACAUUAAGGUGUAGAUACAUUCAACCGAUGAAUCCCUAGAAGGUUAGAGUGUGCAUUAGGG